Messenger RNA from Xylaria bambusicola, 1058 nucleotides. RefSeq names its product short chain dehydrogenase. Bases 141 to 932 code for a protein of 263 amino acids. The record is from RefSeq and is a predicted model, not a curated record. NCBI's taxonomy places the organism in Eukaryota, Fungi, Ascomycota, Sordariomycetes, Xylariales, Xylariaceae. The transcript has 4 exons.
CACCCGGACAGCAACAUAUUAACCUCCAUUGCCAUAUAACACUUACUAUCCGACACCUUUUCUAUACAUACUAUCCCCAUUUUAACUUGAUAUUGGUAUUAUUUCAAGUACACUAUAUCCCGUCACCUAUUUUAAAAAAGAUGAAGAUCGAAGGCAGAACAUUUGUCGUCUCAGGCGGAGCAUCCGGCCUGGGACAAGCCGCCGUGCAAGAAAUCUGCCGCAACGGAGGGAACGUCGCCAUUCUCGAUCUGAACGAACAUCUCGGCGCCGAACUCGUCAAGCAGCUACCCCAGGGCGCUGCUAAGUUCUUUGUCUGUGAUGUCACAGAAACCGAGAGCAUCACGGCUGCUGUCGCCGGUGUCGUAGAAUGGAUCAGGGAAACUACAAAACCUAUGGGUGGCAUCAUACCAGCUGCCGGCGUGGGAAAUCCGUCUACGAUACUGGACAAGCAUGGCGACGCCUUUAGCCUGGAUAGUUUUGACUUUGUAGUUAAUAUUAACCUACGUGGUACUGUCGACCUAGUGCGGCAAUGCCUCGUUCAUCUAGCCAAGACUGAGCCGGUUAGUGACGACCAGGAGCGUGGCGUCGUCAUCAUGGUGGCGUCCGUGGCGGCGUUUGAUGGGCAAAAGGGGCAGGUAGCAUACGCAGCAAGCAAAGGUGCCGUGGCUUCCAUGACGCUGCCAAUGACGAGGGAUCUCGCUCGAUAUGGCAUUCGCUGUGUGACUGUGGCCCCGGGCAUCUUCGAGUCGAGGAUGACGGCCGUGUUGCCUAAGAAACUCUUUGAAGGGCUAGCAGCCGCCAUGGAGUUUCCCCGCAGAGCAGGUAAGCCCGCGGAAUUUGCACAACUUGUCAAACAGAUCAUUGAGAACUCCAUGCUUAACGGAACUGUUAUUCGGCUGGAUGGUGGUCUAAGGAUGCCCAGCAAAAUCUGACCCCAACCUCAACCUUCAUCUGAAUUGACUGAACUCCUACCAUGUCAGAAGAAUGUCAUACCCUACCCGUGCCAGCUAUCAAUCUCAAAUAAACAACGUGUAUCAAAGAACUGAAGACCCUCCCGU